GCGAGUGAAGAGGGGAGGAGCGGGGGACAACCGCUUGUGUGAGCCCAGAAGAAGAAGCAGCAGCAGAAGCGUCAUCUUCAUCAUCAUCUCGUCCAUCACUGACAGCAACUCUUCAGGAACUCAGGACCCCUCUCCGACCCAGCAGUCCGCCAUCAUGAACUACCUGCGUCGGCGCCUGUCAGACAGUAGCUUUGUAGCGAACCUUCCCAACGGCUAUAUGAUGGACCUCCAGAGGCCGACCCCGCCGGGCUCAUCCACCUCUUCCCCGGCGUCCCCGGCCACCGAGCGACGACAACCCCCGAGCAUUCCAAUACAGACCCAGGGUACUGCUCCCAGCCCAGCUCCCGGCCCAGCUCCCGGCCCAGCUCCGGCUGGCGGCAGCUUCCUGAGCUCCUUUUCCAGCGUGGUGAAGAGCGCACAGAUGGCCCAGAACGUGGCGGCGGCAGCCCACGCCAAGUCUGCUGCGGCAACAUCUGCUGACGGAGCAUCAGCGGGGAACAGUCAGCCCUCUAAGCCUGUCGUUCGUAAACCCAAAAUCUUGCUGGUCAUAGAUGACGCACACACAGACUGGGCCAAAUACUUCAGAGGCAAGAAGCUCAACGGAGAGUAUGAAGUCCGUGUUGAACAGGCCGAGUUCUCUGAGAUCAACUUGGCCUCCUACGUCAACUCGGGCUGCACUGUGGACAUGCAGGUCAACAAAUCUGGAACAAAAGUGGUCAGGUCUUUCAAGCCAGACUUUGUCCUGGUUCGCCAACACGCCUACAGCAUGAUCCCCGGAGAGGACUUUCGGAAUUUCGUGAUUGGCCUGCAUUUCGGGGGCGUACCGAGCAUCAACUCCCUCAAUUCUAUCUACAACUUCUGCAGCAAGCCUUGGGUGUUUUCUCAAAUGAUCAAGCUCUACCACUCUCUGGGAGCGGAGAAAUUCCCCCUGAAUGAACAGACCUUCUAUUCCAACCACACACAGAUGGUCACGACCCCGUCCUGUCCUGCGGUGGUAAAGAUGGGCCACGCGCACUCCGGGAUGGGAAAGAUCAAAGUGGAGAACCAACAGGACUUCCAAGACAUCACCAGCGUGGUGGCGCUGGCCGGAACCUAUGCCACCACAGAGCCUUACGUGCAGUCCAAGUACGACAUCCGCAUCCAGAAGAUCGGCAACAACUACAAGGCAUACAUGAGGACGUCCAUCUCUGGGAACUGGAAGGCGAACACUGGCUCAGCCAUGUUAGAGCAGAUCGCCAUGACUGACAGAUACCGUCUGUGGGUGGACUCGUGCGCCAAAAUGUUCGGCGGCCUGGAUAUCUGCGCGGUGAAGGCCGUCCACGGAAAGGACGGCAGUGACUACAUUAUCGAGGUGAUGGAUAGUUCGAUGCCCUUGAUCGGGGAACACGUUGAGGAGGACCGACAGCUGAUCACGGAGCUGGUCCUCCACAAGAUGGCGCAAGUGCUGCUGGGAGUUUCCGCACCUCAACCCUCCUCCUUCAAGAUCUCUCAGCCCAGAAGAGGGGGCCACCGCUCUGCCUCUGCCUCCCCAUCCCAGUCCGCCCAGGGCUCCCCUCAGCGGGCUAGAUCGGCCAACACCUCCCCCAGUCAGGCCUUCCAGCCCGGACCCAUCCCUGCUCCCUCCGGACCCGGAGCCCACAAACAGUCCCCGCAGCUCAACAAGUCCCAGUCCCUCACCAACACCUUCACGGAGACUUUGCGAGGAAGCUUGACCGACGACGAGGCCAAAGCUGAGACCAUCCGCAGCCUGCGACAGUCCUUCGCCAGCCUCUUCUCAGAUUAGUCUCUGUUUACUUCCUGUCAGGUUCCAACCCGGUUCAACCACUGCUCUUCUCUCACGUUCAAUAGCUCCAUAAAUGUACCACCAGAAAACCCCAAAUUAUCCUGCCCUAUGCCUGUGUUUGUGAGUGGUGCGCCAUGAUGAGCUGAAGUCCUGUCCAGGGUGUCCCUUUCUCUCGCUACACUCCCCCCUCCCAGUCCCCUCAUUAAGGGAAUACGUUGUUUGCGACCUAGCACCAAAGGCAAUGAGAGUUUAAGUCCUAUUCAGGAAAGUGCUCGCCCAGGUCUCACUUACCAACGGUGGCGCCCUGGCUCCCUCACAGUGAUGUUCAAGUAUUUGAGACGUGAUGUUACGGAAAGGUUGCCAGACCGCUACCCGAUAGUUUGUGUUUACGAAAGUCAUCAGAUUCAUUUGCAAAGAAUCUAACACCUUUCGGUGUUAUGUUUGCGUCUCAGUCUGAUCCCGACCCUGCUUCCCACUUCCGGACGUUUCAGCUUCACCACACUCCCGUAUUUUCUGGUGGUAUAAACCCAAACUGUAAAUGAUCUUGCUCGUGCCGUUGCUUUACGUCCGUCUGUUCAGUACGCGUUGCAUCCACUCUGCAUUCGGCGAUAUUUCUACCAGCAGACUCCUCAGACGUGCGAACAGCCACGUUCAGCCCGAGCGGACGACCAAAGUGCUUUUUAAGUGAACUGUAAAACAACUCACACUCAGAGUCUAGAAAUCACCAACUGAUGUUUGUGUUUUCAAACACAGGUGCGAGCGUCUCAGCGGCUUCAGUCUUCCGUCACUGCGCAGAUCUUCCUGCCGGUUUCUCAACAUGAUUUGAGGUCACGUGUCUUUCACUUUUUAUUGCAGCACAGAUAUCCAGCUUGAAAACAAGAGUACGACAUUUUAGGUUCCUCCAUGCAGGGCUGCAUGAUAUUGUUGGACGCUAACUGCUGAAAUAUUUACAAACAUGGCUGAAGUAGUUUUAAUCCGUUGGAGACUUGUAACAUGAGCCAAUGCUAGGCUAGGCUAACUGUGCUGGUACCUAAGCUGCGCGCCACUUUUGCUCUUGAUGUGCAUAACAGAGUUGAAAUUCUAAACUAGGAGAAUGAGCUUUACAAUGCGUAAUGACCAGGCUCUAAACACAGAUCAAACCCUCCGCCAACUCUAUUGUCAUCAUUAGAUUAUUAUUCAUUAUUAUUAAAACUAGACACCUUGGAGGGAGACAAAUUCAUACUGUGUUGAACCUCUAGGCUUUUGCAACCGUGAUAGUUAAGCUAGCUCAGGCUGAGGGUACUUGCUAUAUUGAAAUAAUUCCACAAUGUUACGGGCAGGAAUGAAGUUUUUCAGGCAGUUUUUGUUGUGUACCUACAUAUUGUGCAGCCCUAUAAGCAACAAAACGAUUUCAAAAUAAAAGCUGUAGCAACCCUUCAGUCCAAGAAGUAGCCCACACUUUUCCUGGUUCAUGAAUUGAUCAUGAUCAUGAACUUGGAUUGUGUUCAACGAUCAAUAACGCAAAUUUCUCACCUAGCUAUCUCGCUAGCGCGACCCAGUUUCCAUGACCUAUUCACUAUUCUCUUUAUUUUGGGAUCAAACGUGUACAAAAAAGUUGCCCCAAAGUCAACUGCAUGAAGAAAACUACUCUGUGAAGUGUUGUGUGUGUUUCCGUAAGCGCGCGGUUUCAUAACGGUUUUCCAGCAUAUCAGUAAAUAUGUUCGCAAUAAAUCUGUUCUCAACGUGUGUAUUUAAUUUGAGGUAAUGAGACUUGAAUCUGUAGUAAGAGGCUACCAAUGUGUUAUAAGCCGCAGCAAAUGAGAAUCUGUGCUGGUUGUUACUUGCGCUCGCUGACGCUUGUGAGUCGUUGAAUCAAUGUUUGGUAUGAUUUUCUUCUACACUGUGUAAAAAUGGACAAAAAUCUGCGCGACUUUUGUCUUGACAACAAAGAUGUCGGUGUGAUAAGCCAUAGAUCCGUCGAUGAGAUUAUGAGCCGCAAUAAUGUCGCUUGUCACGGCUGUUGUCACGAGCGUGAGGCUGACCUCAACUCCAAAACUAAACCAACGGGUCUCGUCCGGUGCUACUUGCAACUCAACGUUAGCUUCCGAGUCACUUUGAUUUGACUAGGCGACGCGGAGAAGCUGAGCUGUGAUGGCGACUCACAGUGAGAGUACAUGGGUUUGAUGCCAGAUUCUGCUCUGACUUUUGCGUUGCAAGAACAACCUGAAAUGACCUAGUGAGGGAACAUCACCUUAAGAGCAAGCUUUGAGCCAUGACUGAGAUCAGGCGCAUAUAUUCCAUCCUCUUACUGUUUUGAACCUCAUGAUCAGGAAGUAGCUGGGAAGCCACUGCGUCUCUGGUUUUUCAUAGGUUUUCAACUGUGAGGUCAUCUUACUGAAUCAUAAAAUCUCUAGGGGUCACCAUGGAGACGAUUGGACAGGAUGCGCCGCAGUGCUUUCCAGCACUGUGUAAAGAAGAGACGGAAUAUCCCCAGUGCUUACUUGGAUUAGAGAGCUGUGGUCCAGAUAAAGGGGCUCAUACUUCCCGGAUGCGGAAUACUCCUAGCUUUCCACAGGGCUAGAGAGUGGGCCUCUGCCCCAGCGAACUGAGUACCGAUCGAUGAGAUUAUUUUUCCUCAUUAGAUGCUCCCAGACCAACCACAUAUCAACAAACAAUUGUGUACCGUAGACCAGCUGGACCACAGUCUCGGGCCAAUCACAGCUCAGCUUCUGCCCUGAAACACCUGUGCAACAUCUGUGCUCAUUUAAAGCCUAGUUCACUCACGAAGGUCCGAUUUUUGUGAGCUUCAUCUUUACAUGUGGAGUGCUGACCAUGACCCUCCGCGAGUCAAAGGUCAAGAACAGCAGGACUAAAUAUGCAGCCUCAGCAUCAGCUCCAGCCUGAGCAAGUCAGCCUUUGGUUUCUGUCAGUUUUACCGCUGACAAGUUGUCUCCAGUGUUUCCAGUGCUCCUCUAGUUUCGACGUAAAUGUGGCAUGACGAUGACUCCUCUGCUGUGCCUCAGGUGUGUGAACUUGGUCGUCACGUGAACUCUCAGUGUCUGGCUGCUUCUUUGUACAAAAGUGUGAUGCAUCUCAUGUCUUUGGUUUUCUGUACAUUUGGUCUGAAAAUAUUCUGUUAUUAAAACU
Synchiropus splendidus (mandarinfish) is the source of this 4909-nucleotide messenger RNA. RefSeq names its product synapsin-3-like. The record is from RefSeq and is a predicted model, not a curated record. Gene Ontology annotation, molecular function: ATP binding. Lineage: Eukaryota; Metazoa; Chordata; Actinopteri; Syngnathiformes; Callionymidae. The transcript has 14 exons. Gene Ontology annotation, biological process: neurotransmitter secretion. Bases 155 to 1783 code for a protein of 542 amino acids. Gene Ontology annotation, cellular component: synaptic vesicle; synaptic vesicle membrane.